Messenger RNA from Pelecanus crispus (Dalmatian pelican), 240 nucleotides. The record is from RefSeq and is a predicted model, not a curated record. Lineage: Eukaryota; Metazoa; Chordata; Aves; Pelecaniformes; Pelecanidae.
AUGGAGGCCAUCAAGAAGAAGAUGCAGAUGCUGAAGCUGGACAAGGAGAACGCCCUGGACCGGGCGGAGCAGGCGGAAGCCGAGCAGAAGCAGGCGGAGGAGCGGAGCAAGCAGCUGGAGGACGAGCUUGCCGCCAUGCAGAAGAAGCUGAAAGGGACGGAGGAUGAGCUGGACAAAUACUCCGAGGCCCUGAAAGAUGCCCAGGAGAAGCUGGAGCUGGCGGAGAAGAAGGCGGCGGAU